This is a messenger RNA of Dalotia coriaria, 3129 nucleotides long. Its product is annotated as NFX1-type zinc finger-containing protein 1-like. Gene Ontology annotation, biological process: regulatory ncRNA-mediated heterochromatin formation. The record is from RefSeq and is a predicted model, not a curated record. Gene Ontology annotation, cellular component: nuclear RNA-directed RNA polymerase complex. The transcript has 5 exons. NCBI's taxonomy places the organism in Eukaryota, Metazoa, Arthropoda, Insecta, Coleoptera, Staphylinidae. The coding region runs from base 250 to 2943 and encodes 897 amino acids. Gene Ontology annotation, molecular function: helicase activity.
GUUGCUAAAACCGUAAAAAACGAUUUCGAAACUUUACCCAGUAUGGGAAUACCCGGAGUAUAUAAAUUUAUAUUUAAAUGCCUUCGCAAAGGUUAUGUGUUACAUUAUUGACUGCUUAGUUGUAACGUAGUCUAGUCGAUAUUCAGUGCUGGUAACGUUAACUACGUUGAAUUUUGAGUUGUACCUAAAAUAUGAUGCAAUGAUUGCAAUAUAUUGUGAAAUGUGCUGAAAAUUAUAAAAGGAUUAACUAUGUACGAUUUUCAUAAUAUUGACGUGUAUCCUACUGCACAAGAGAUUACUAAGCAGAUAUCGCCCAAUCUACCCCAAAAUAUAGUACGUGGGCCGUAUCAAAACGUUCGUCACUAUCUAGACGUGCAUUACCGCUUACUGCGCGAAGAUUUCGUCGCUCCUUUAAGGAAGGGACUUUGCGAAUAUUUGGAGGCGACUAGAGAGCGGCGUGAACCGAAGCAUUCCGACAUAACUGUUUACAAGAGUGUCCGAUGUUUGGGCGCGAUCCCAAACACCAAACGGGAUGGCCUUCUUGUACAGGCAUUCAAGCCAAACACCAUCGACGAUCCGGAUCGAUUUAUGUUCGGAUCACUGGUGUGCCUCACGUUGGACAUAACAUUCACCAACAUUAUAUUCGGAAGAAUCAUCGAAGGGGGCAAAGAGUACAUUAAGAAAGGUCAACUUGGAUUGGCGUUUGAAAAUGGCAAGCCAAGAACAAACCAGUUAUAUAUUAUGGUUGAGUGCAAUACUUAUUUUGAACCAUACUAUCAUGUAUUAAGCGCACUUAAAAAAAUCGAGGAGCACUGCUUUCCAUUCAAGGAGUAUCUGAUCGACAUGCGCACCGAGACUAAAUUACCUGAUUAUCUACCAUGGGGGAUGCACCUUGAGGCGAAUAGCGCAGAAAAAACAUUGAAUCCCAGCCAGCUAGCUGCGUAUAGGGCUGCAUUGUCAAGUAAAUUCUGCUUGGUGCAGGGCCCGCCGGGUACGGGCAAAACUUUCCUUGCUUUGCAGAUAACUCGCCGAUUGUUGCAACGAAAGAGUUUGUGGAAAGGCGGUCCGCUGCUUGUUAUUUGCUAUAAGAAUCACGCAUUGGAUCAGUUCCUGGAAGGCCUGCUGGACAGUACCCAACAUUUGGUGCGCGUUGGUGGACAAUGCCAAAGCGAGAAAUUGAAACAAUAUACAAUUGACAAUUGGCGUGAACGGUACAAGCUUGCAAAUCGUUAUCCCAGAAUCAAUGGAGAUUUGUCAAUACUGAAACGGAUGGAUGUUGUUGGCAUGACUACGACAUGCGCGGCGCGAAUGUUCGAAACUCUCCAGGAUUUAGCGUGUCCGAUUGUAAUCGUUGAGGAGGCAGCCGAGUGCCUCGAAUCACAUAUCAUCACUGCGCUAAAUCCUAAAUGCAAGCAUCUUAUUCUCAUUGGGGACCACAAGCAGCUGCAGCCGUCGACCGCAGACCACGACAUCGGCAAGAAGUACAAACUUGGCGUGAGUCUGUUCGAACGCAUGGUCAUGAAUGGUGUGCAAUGUCAUACGCUCAACGUGCAACAUCGCAUGCACCCACAAAUUGCGAAUCUGGUGAGUCCUGCAAUUUAUCCGUCCUUGGAGAACCAUGAGUCUGUAUACAAGUAUGAAAGUAUACGCGGUAUCGACGCGCCACUGUUCUUCAUCACACACGACCAUCGCGAAUCGCAGCCGGAUGGGAAGAAUAGUUCCAGCAAGAAAAACCACUUCGAAGCGGAGUAUCUCAUCCGCUUGGCACGAUAUCUUGUCCUGAACAGGUAUGAUGUUUCAAGGAUAACCAUUAUCGCAGCGUAUGCCGCCCAGAAGUCUCUGCUGAUGGAUCUGAAAAAGAAGCAUUCAAGCUUAGAGAACAUACGCAUAUGUACCCUGGACGGCUUUCAAGGCGAUGAAAGCGAUAUCAUACUGUUGUCGCUGGUGCGCAACAAUGGGCAGGGUGAUAUCGGCUUCCUCAAUUUAGAAAACCGCGUAUGUGUUGCUUUGUCAAGAGCGAAGCAUGGUAUGUACAUUAUGGGCAACAUGUCUCAACUGCGCAAAGCCAGUUCGAUAUGGCGCGAUGUGCGCAAAAUUCUGCAAAAAUACAACGCCCUUGGUUCUCAUCUCACUGCUCGUUGCGUUAACCAUCCUGAAAGCGUGACACAUCUUCGUGAUACCACAGAUUUUGAUAAGGUUUCCAAUGGCGGAUGUCUGAAGGUCUGCGGGAAGCAAUUGACAUGCGGUCACCAGUGCACUAAGUUGUGCCAUAGGUCAUCUCACAGGAAAGAAAACUGUAAUUUACCAUGCAUGCGGGUGUUGUGUGAAUUUGGUCAUGUUUGCCCUGACAAGUGCUUCAUGGUAUGUGACAAAUGUACAGUGUCCAUGGUGAGAACGUUGAGCUGUGGUCACAAGCAAACCGUUCCUUGCCACCUAUCUACCCAAAAGGUUCUCUGUAAUUCCACAAUUUCAACCACGCUGCCGUGUGGCCACAAAACUAGCAUACGGUGCUACCAAUCUCCUCGAGAUGUUCUGUGCUAUAGCACAAUAUUUAUCACGUUGCCAUGCGGCCAUGAAACGAGCAUCCCAUGCCACCAGUCUACUCAAAAGGUUCCCUGUCUUUCCACAAUUUCAACCACGCUGCCGUGUGGCCACAAAACUAGCAUACGGUGCUACCAAUCUCCUCGAGAGGUUCUGUGCAAUACCCCAAUAUCUAUCACGUUGCCAUGCGGCCACGUAAACGAAAUCCCAUGCUACGAGUCAUCACAAACUGUUCUUUGUAAUUUUGUAAAAUCUAUCACUCUGUCAUGCGGUCACGGAAGGCCCAUCACAUGCCAUCGGUCUUCCCAAGUGGUUCGCUGUUAUGUCCAAUUUCCAAGACGCUGUCGUGGGUCCAACCAAUCAUUUGCCCGCAGACUUCUUGAAGAGUGUUCUAUAAUGUGAACACAGCUAAAACUAACAAGUCACAACCAAAAUGAGUUGCUGCAGUUUAAAAUAAUAAAAUAAAAUAACUAAUCAUGUACUUAUAAUAUGUUAACAAUUUCAUUCAGUUUCAUCUAUUUCGAUAUUUUUAUCCAACUAGAUGUUUAUUGAAUUCUCUUAUACGAAAAAUAAACUGUUGGUUCUUUA